Molecule: messenger RNA, 560 nt
Organism: Cottoperca gobio
Lineage: Eukaryota; Metazoa; Chordata; Actinopteri; Perciformes; Bovichtidae
Product: CAP-Gly domain-containing linker protein 4
Exons: 4
Coding region: 98-520 (140 amino acids)
Source: RefSeq, a predicted model, not a curated record
GGCCGUGUUGGUGAGAGCGGCCGGGUGUGAUGAGCAGGGGGAGUCAGGGGGGGACAAUGGAGAAGCAUUUGACGAGUGUUCAAGAGGUGUAUCAAGAAUGAUGUACCAACACAGAGAGUCCGAGGGGUCCAACACUUUCGCAAGCAGUUUAACAGGCGGCCAGUUAUCCUCGUCAUCGGCACUGAGCUCCAGACCUUCCUCGUCCUCAUCUUCAGCCAGCAGUGUGAGGUCAUGGAGGACGUCUAAAGGGCCUCACCGGGUUUUUGUACCUCAUUCCCCCAUGGACCUGGAGCUGGGUCACCGGGUCAGGAUCAUGCUGCCAUCUGGACGGAUCAGCACGGGAGCGAUUCGUUUCCUGGGCCACCUGCAGGGGGAGGCAGAUCUCCACCUCGGGGUGGAGCUGCAGACACCUGAUCACGGAUUGCAUGAUGGCAGCCACAGGGGACACAGCUACUUUGAAUGCAAGCCUGGCUUUGGCGCCUUUGUACCAUUCCACAAACUACUGAUGGCCUGGGAGUGACAGCAGAAGUGUUGACUGCUGUCACUGUAGAGCCACCCAU